Psammomys obesus (fat sand rat) is the source of this 1474-nucleotide messenger RNA. It is a transcript of the gene Rab26, whose product is annotated as RAB26, member RAS oncogene family. The record is from RefSeq and is a predicted model, not a curated record. The transcript has 9 exons. Bases 158 to 931 code for a protein of 257 amino acids. Gene Ontology annotation, molecular function: GTP binding; GTPase activity. NCBI's taxonomy places the organism in Eukaryota, Metazoa, Chordata, Mammalia, Rodentia, Muridae. Gene Ontology annotation, cellular component: Golgi apparatus; endosome.
GCCCGGGCAGGCGCUGAGUGCUGGAGAUGCUGCUGUUGGUGCCGCCGCCGCCGCUGUUGCUGCUGCGGGACAGGUUCGGGUCUGAGUCCGGCUUGGCGGCCACGGGGCGUGGGUCGGCCCGGGGCGCGGUGGUACCAUCGGGAACACACUGAGAACCAUGUCCAGGAAGAAGACCCCCAAGAGCAAGGGAGGGAAUGUGCCCGCUGCCUCUACGCUGCCUGCCGCCGCCAACGGGCCCCGUCUGGCACAUCCCGGGACUGCGCGCCCUGGCCCGGAGGCGCCGCCCAAUGGGCCCCCGCAGUCCGGCCGGCCCUCACUCGGUGGCACUGGAGACUUCUACGACGUUGCUUUCAAGGUCAUGCUGGUGGGAGAUUCCGGUGUGGGGAAAACCUGCCUGCUUGUGCGCUUCAAGGAUGGGGCUUUCCUGGCUGGUACCUUCAUCUCCACUGUGGGCAUUGACUUCCGGAAUAAAGUUCUGGAUGUGGACGGCAUGAAGGUGAAGCUGCAGAUCUGGGACACAGCUGGCCAGGAGCGGUUCCGAAGCGUCACCCAUGCCUACUACCGGGAUGCUCAUGCACUGCUGCUGCUUUAUGACAUCACCAACAAAGACUCCUUCGACAACAUCCAGGCCUGGUUGACAGAGAUCCAAGAAUAUGCCCAGCAGGACGUGGUGCUUAUGCUGCUAGGGAACAAGGUUGACUCUACCCAAGAACGCGCAGUGAAGAGGGAAGAUGGGGAAAAAUUAGCCAAGGAGUAUGGGCUGCCUUUCAUGGAGACCAGUGCAAAGACCGGCCUCAACGUGGACUUGGCUUUCACAGCCAUAGCAAAGGAGCUGAAACAGCGAUCCACGAAGGCUUCCAGCGAGCCACGCUUCAGGCUGCAUGACUAUGUUAAGAGGGAGGGUCAAGGGGUCUCCUGCUGUCGACUCUGAACCUGCCUGAUAAUCAGUCCCACUCUGGAGGAAGCAGCCCCGCCUUGGAAAGCUGUACAGGAGGCUGGUUGACUUCAACCAGUGGAUGCCCCCAGUGGACUCCAAGACUCUGGAGGCUAACGCUCUCAACCCCUUUGCCCUGGUGGCCACCACAGAAACCGCUUUGAAGCAAACCAUGCCACGACACUCUACUGCCCUCUUCUGGACACUUCCAGCAAUGAGGAUCACGCCGCAUACAUGCUACCUAACCUCCCAAGAAAAGCCAUGUUAUCCACUGCCCAGGCAGGACCCCACCCAGGACAAAGGGCUACAUCGCUCAUCUUUGUCCACUUGUUGGCCUGCUUCCGGCUCUCUACUAGGAGGCUCUGUGAUGUAGGAAAACUAGCUAAGUGCUGGAAACCACAGGAAUGUUGGGACUGCAGAGCUAAGAUACCACUUAGGCUGGCCCAGCCUUUUCCACUUUGUACUAAAGUCACCACACCACAAACUGGAAUCAAAGCCUGUUCUCAAAAAGCCCCCACUAAUAAAAAGUUGUUUUCUGGA